Molecule: messenger RNA, 1713 nt
Organism: Lodderomyces jiufengensis
Lineage: Eukaryota; Fungi; Ascomycota; Pichiomycetes; Serinales; Debaryomycetaceae
Exons: 1
Coding region: 1-1713 (570 amino acids)
Cellular component (GO): cytoplasm
Molecular function (GO): nucleic acid binding; zinc ion binding
Source: RefSeq, a predicted model, not a curated record
AUGAAAACAUGCUACUAUGAACUACUAGAUGUCUCCACAGACGCAACAGAAUCCGAACUUAAGAAAGCAUACAGAAAAAAAGCACUACAACUACAUCCAGACAAAAACCCUGAUAAUGUAGAAGAAGCAAACCUUCGAUUUUCAUUAGUUAGAUCAGCUUAUGAAGUAUUAAUAGAUCCUCAAGAAAGAGCAUGGUAUGAUUCUCAUAAACAAAGUAUAUUAAAUGAUGAAGAUGUAUAUGAAGAUGAUGGUGGAGAAUCUCAUAUUCCUAGUAUAUCAACUGAUGAAAUAUUAAAAUAUUUUAAUUCAAAUUUAUAUCAAAAUUAUAAUGAUUCUAUAUCUGGUUUUUAUUCAACUGUAUCUCGAUUAUUUGAAAGAUUAGCAAGAGAAGAAAUUCAACAUGGUAAAUACCAAAAUCUUCAAGAAUUUAUGGGGUUAAAAGAUGAUGAAAAUAAUGUAUACACAAUCGAUCCAACAUAUUUAAAAUAUCCAUUAUUUGGAAACUCUCAUUUGGAUUAUUUAUCAAUCAAACAAUUUUAUAACGUAUGGACAUCAUUCACUACAAUAAAAACAUUCAAUUGGAAAUAUCAAUAUAGAUAUUCAACAGCAGAAGAUAGAAGAACUCGUAGAUUAAUGGAAAAAGAAAAUAAAAAAUUAUCAGAUUUUGCUAAAAAGGAAUAUAAUGAAACUAUUAGAAAAUUUGUAAACUUCAUUAAGAAAAGAGAUCCUCGUGUUAAAACAGCACAACAAGAAUUUGAAAAACAACAACAGCUCAAAAAGACAAAAGAGAUUGAACAACAACUUAAAAAUCAAAAAUUACAAAAAAUUCAACAACAACAAAAUCAAGAUUAUAAAGAACAAGAUUGGCAAAAAUUAACUUUAGAAGAAAUUGAAGAAAUGGAAAAUAUGAUUCAACAAGAAUAUCAUGAAAUUAAUGACACAACCACCACUCAAAAAACAGAUUCUGAAUAUGAAUCUGAUUUAGAACAAGAAGAAAUUCACGAAUUUGAAUGUAUUGUAUGUAAUAAGAUUAUGAAAAAUAAACAACAAUUUGAAAUACAUGAAGAAUCUAAAAAACAUAAAAAGGCAGUAAGACAAAUGAAAUGGGAAAUGAAACAAGAAGGAAUAGAUUUAGGAAUUGAUGAUGAAGACGAAGAAGAUGAAGAAUUUGAAACUGCUGAAAGUGAGUUCAGCUCUGAUCUUGAAAAUGAUUUGGAGAAUUUAAGUGAUGAUGAAUUAGAUGCUGUAUUAAAUGGAGAUGAAAAUGGACAAAAUGAAAUAGAAGAAGAAUUAAAAGAAGAAAAUGAAGAAAAAUUACCGGAAACAAGAAAAAAAUCAAUACAACCAAAGGAAGAAGCAAAACCAAAGAAGAAAGAAGAAAAUUCGAACGUCACUGAAGAUAACAAAUUAGAACAAGAAUUAUCAACCCUAUUAGAUUCAUCAACAUUAGAUUCAGAUGAUGAUUGGAAAACUCCUAAAAAGAAUCAAAAAAAACCCAAAAAGAAACCCACUACUAAAAUAAUACCUUCACAACAACAAUCAAAAGAAUCAACUCCCAUAACUGAAACUAGUAGUAGUGGAACUGAAAAAUGUUCAGUUUGUGGAUUAAAAUUUGAAUCAAGAAAUCAACUUUUUAAUCAUGUUAAAGAGCUUAAUCAUGCUGCACCACCUGAAUCAAAUGGUAGUAAAAAGAAAAAGAGUAAGAAAAGAUAA